Messenger RNA from Vitrella brassicaformis, 2432 nucleotides. The record is from the annotation of a GenBank genome assembly. NCBI's taxonomy places the organism in Eukaryota, Vitrellaceae.
UUGCGAUCUCGGUUUGCCGGUGUCUGAUCAGUUCAGCGGUUGCCAAGAUCGCCGAGUGUGGGGCCAGCUUGAUGAAGGUGACACUAUGAGAGCGAGGGAAGGAAGCUGCAUCUACGCGUGCACCCGUGUGGUGAGAGCUCAAAGAGCUGCAUGUGUGUGAUGUGCACUGCAACUCACUGGAUGGAUGCCGUGGCCGACUUGCCAGCAUGUGUUGAUAGAGGAGCCAGAAUGUAUGUGUCCAUAGAACAUGCACGAGGACUGCCAGCACGUGCGCAACUCGCAUGAAGAUCUUCCUCCGCGAUCAGACGUGGGGGCGUUGGGGGCGGAGGAAGACGCGACUCAGAUGUGGGGCCUCGCGAUGUCGAGCGCGAAGCCUCAAUCCAAGUCGCCUCCGGCACCACCGGCCGAUGCACCUACCACCACAACACGCCCCACUUCGAAGAAGGCCGCUGAGCGUCCUCCCGUGACCCACCACCCCAUCAGCAGCCCUCCCUUCGUGUCAGGGAUGGUGCCGAGCGUAGAGACCCCCCUGCUGCCACCCGAGAGCGUCGUGGUGCGGCCUGCGAGCGUCAAUGUGACGACCAAGAAGAGCCUCAAGAGGGAGCUGGCUUCGUCGAAGAGAGAGGGCGAGAAAGAAAGUCGAAAGAAGAGGAAGAGAAAGACGAAGGAGGGGGAGGAGCAAGGAGACGAACAGAGGGAGGGGCAGGGGACGGCGGAAGAAGCCAACGCCGCCAUACCAGAGGAGACAAGAACUGCGGACAACAACAAGCCGUGGUGAGUGAGCUGGUGGAACACUGAAUGUCACCGUGUUUGUCGAUGUUUGGUUGACACUGUUGUUGUGUGUGCAGGGACUUCUGCGAGGAUCAGCUACUGCAUUCCCUGUUCAUGCAGCUCGGGAGCGACUUCUCAGCCAUUGCCAACAGAAUGCCAGGCCGUGACUCUCGCAGCUGCUUCGAGCGGUGGACACAUCUCUGCCGCACGGCGCCCAAUGUGGUAUUUGCAGCCCCUCCCGUCGCCCACACGCACUUCUCCCCUGCCCCCCGCCCCCAGGUCUCCCUCCCCCUCCACCCAAUCGCCACCGGCGCACGGCCGCUGUCGCCCGUCUUCCAGCCUGAACCUCCGAGCCCGGAUCAUUCCCCGUCUGAUUUCUUGGUCUUCGCGGCCAAGCGGAAGGCUGAGGCCAGGAAGGGGAGCGAGAAAGAUGAAGCGGACGAAAGCCGGAAGGAAGAUGAAGCCCGACAUCCAAAGGGAGCCGGUUGUGAGAGCGGGUGAGGGCAGAUGAGGUUUCGAUCGCACCGGUUUUCUGUCUGUCUGACAUCUUCGCUUCUGUCUCUUGUGUUCGUCAGGUCCUCCCCGUCGAGGAGUCCCCCUUCGGCUCCUCGACUGGCGAGUGCCUAUGGCUACUCGCCUAUAUUCAGGCCGCAACCAGGAAGGUAUAUUCUUCACUUGGCUGAUUCUGUCCGGCGUCUUCCCUCAUCUUUGCUUUGCUCUCUUGGUCAGGUUCUCGCCACCCAGGGCUCCCUCUUCGCCUCCUCGGAUGGCCCAUGGCUAUUUUUCAGCCUUCGGAGAGCUGCCAACAAGGUACAUGGACUGAGUAGGUGAAGGCCACGAUUGUGUCUCAUGUCUCCGUCUGUGUUGGCGACAGGAUGCCACCCUCCCCACCACUGCGAGCCCCGUUGACAGCACCCUACGCAUAUCCCAAUCCCAUGGCCCCCUACAGUGCCAGCCGAUACCCGAUGACCUUCGGGCCCCGUGGCACAAGCCCACCACCGCGGGGCGUCGCUCCCUUCUGGCCUCGGGGGGGAGGGAUGAUGCCCAUGUACGGUUACCCUGCGCCAUCACGAGCACCGCUUAUCGCAACCGGCGCCCCACCGCUCUCUCCUGUUCCCGGGGGCUCGGUUGGCAGGGCCAGUACGGCAACGGCCCCGUCACCUCCACUCGACGCUUCACAGCAAGACGCGCCACACAGGGAAGGGCAGAAUAUGAAGGAGAGGGAGGGGCGGCCGGAGGAAGAUGCGUUCUUCUCACCGCCCCCUCCACUCAGCUUUUCGCCGAGCCCUCACCUGACGCCGUCGCCAUACAAUCCCCCGCCACCUCUGCAGAUACCGCCUCUCGCCCACACAGACCACGACGAAGGUGGCUCGUCGCCUGAGACGUCACACGGCGGGGUGAGCAUCCCCGAACUGGCACGGCGGGAAGCGGCGGCUAGAAGGGGCAGCACGGUUAGUCAGAUGAGCAACCUGGAGGAUCUUAUUGCGUUGGGCUCACCAGCAGCGAUGGAGAGGUUCUUCUCAGAUAAGGAGAGCCCGUGACAGGUGCGUGGCUGGCGUGCGGAGGUUAUGUGAGGCUGUGUAUGAUGAUGGUUUGGGGAUUGUGGCUGUCAGUCCAGAGCUCAGUAGGACUUUUUCGCAUUGAUGGGAGUGGGGAUCGAA